AUCUCCGCUCUUUCUUCUUCUUCUUCUUCUUCUUCAGCUGCGCUCUCAUCUCAUCAGAUGAAUGGAAGUUGUGUAGACUGCAGAAUCUUGUGAGGUUCAGUCUGUGAAGGUUACCAUAAUCGGCAAUGGCGACUCUGUUUCGCCCCAUUUUCUUCUCUUCUGUUCCUGUCGAAGCAUUCUCUUCGACGCCCCUAACUUCGUCUUCUCAGUCCCUCGUCUACCUCCCUCUAUCUUCACCUCCAUUCUCCUGUCUAUCCCACACUCUCAACCCCAGAGCCAGACGACCCACGAACCCGUUCUCCUGCUCCUUCUCAGCCGUCGCCGUCGAGACCUCGGAACUCGAAUUAGAUGCCAAACAGGAGAAUUCAGAGGAAGCGGAGGAGGUGUCUAAGACGAGAUUGAUUGCCCAGAAUGUCCCUUGGUCUUGCACAGCUGAAGAUAUCCGGUCCUUGUUUGAGAAACACGGGACCGUAGUUGACGUUGAGCUUUCGAUGUAUAACAAAACGAGGAACAGGGGCUUGGCGUUUGUGGAGAUGGCCUCGCCGGAGGAGGCUCUCAGGGCUCUCAAUAAUCUCGAAUCCUCGGAAUAUGAAGGCAGAACAUUAAGGCUCAACUACGCUAACCCGCGAAAGAAGAAGCCUUCCCCACCUGCGCAGCCCAGACCAAUCCCAACUUUCAACUUAUUUGUUGCAAAUCUUUCUUACGAAGCAAGAGCGAAGGAUCUCAGGGAGUUCUUUGAUUCAGGGAGUGGUACUGUUGCUUCAGCUGAAGUUAUAUUCCAUGACAACCCGCGAAGGUCCUCUGGGUAUGGAUUUGUUUCCUUCAAAUACAAGAAGGCUGCUGAGUCAGCAAUUUCUGCCUUCCAGGGGAAGGAAUUUAUGGGAAGACCCAUAAGGAUCGCACGAAGUAAGCAAUUUGUGAAACUCCAAUCAAAAGAGAGUCUGCAGUCUUCAGAAACUUCAGCUGAAGUGGAAUCUAUUGCUGAGGUAGCAGAUGCAGCUGAGUAAUAAUGUAAGAGACUUGAAGUCUUGUUCCUUCAUCCAUAUCUCUGACAUUUUGCUACUCGUCAUCCGAAACUAGAAAGCACAUGUAUACACUGAGAAUACCCUGCAAUGUCGUUUUGUCAAUGAAACAUGAUAUUGCUCGUCUUUAUUGCUUAUAUGAUACAAGGCGGUGAACUAGAUCAUGUAAACUUAUGCUGUAAGUACAUGUGAUAAGUUCAAAGCAUAGUAUUUACUAUAGCAAUUCUCAUACCACCCAA
Punica granatum (pomegranate) is the source of this 1261-nucleotide messenger RNA. NCBI's taxonomy places the organism in Eukaryota, Viridiplantae, Streptophyta, Magnoliopsida, Myrtales, Lythraceae. The record is from RefSeq and is a predicted model, not a curated record.